AUGGGUAAUUCUUGCAGCAAUAUUAAUCAGAACGGCGACAGCAAUAUUGGCUCAGCACAAAGCGCCGACGAGAACAAGUCGAACUCCGCCUCGUCCAUUCUUUCUACCCUCGCGCCAGUCGCCCUCUAUGCACUGGUCUACGCCAUCUUGUUCCUCGUCCUGAGAAACAGAUUUCCGAGAUAUUAUCGACCAAGAACAUUCGUCGGUAGUCUGCGAGACGAAGCAAAGACACCUCGACCCAAGGAUGGCAUCUUCAACUGGAUCGGCGAGUUCUGGUCCAUGCCAGACACUUACGUGCUCAAUCACCACACGCUGGAUGGCUACCUUUUCCUGCGCUUUCUCAAGAUAUGCGUGGUCAUGUGCCUGGUGGGAUGUCUCAUUACAUGGCCAGUCCUCUUUCCCAUCAAUGCCACUGGUGGUGGAGGCAAGCAGCAGCUCGACCUGCUAACGUUCGCCAACAUCUCUGAGACCUCCACUGGCGGAUACUACAAGUAUUUUGCGCAUGCAGGAUGUGCCAUUAUCUUCUUCAGCUUCGUCAUCUACAUGAUCACGCGCGAGAGCAUCUUCUACAUUAAUCUUCGACAGGCAUACCUCAUGUCCCCCCUUUACGCUAGCCGCAUCUCCUCGCGCACCGUACUCUACACAUCGGUUCCAGAGGAGUACAUGGACGAAGCAAAGCUUCGCCGCAUGCUUGACCCGGGUGUCCGACGCAUCUGGCUGCAGACCGACUGCAAGGAUCUCGAAGACAUUGUUGGCGAUCGCGACACGGCCGCCAUGAAGCUGGAGGCCGCCGAGACUAAGCUUGUCAAACUGGCCAACGGCAACCGUAUCAAGGCUGCGAAGAAAAGCGACGGAAAUGAUUCUGAGGAAGCCGCGAUCGGCGAGCGCAAUAACACGGCGGAACAAUACAUCAAGGCGAAAGAUCGUCCAACGCAUCGGCUGAAGCCGCUCAUCGGCAAGAAGGUGGACACUAUCCAGUGGUGCCGCGAUGAGCUCCAGAAGCUCAUUCCCAAGGUCAAUGCGGAGCAGGCCAAACACAUGACUGGAGAAGCAAAGCGCCUCAACUCUGUCUUCGUGGAAUUUGAGACUACCUCGGAGGCUCAAGCUGCAUAUCAGAGCUUGACGCACCACCAGGUCCUGCAAAUGUCUCCUCGUUUCAUUGGCAUGACUCCGGAAGAAGUGAUUUGGAAGAACCUCUCGAUCAAGUGGUGGGAGCGAAUCAUCCGACAAAUCGGAACUACCACCUUUGUGGUUGCGCUAAUCAUCUUCUGGUCUAUUCCCGUGGCGGUGGUCGGUGCGAUCUCUAACAUCAACUAUCUGACUUCAUGCCUGCCGUGGCUGAGCUUCAUCAACGAUAUCCCGGAGGUGAUUUUGGGUGUCGUCACCGGUCUACUGCCAGUCAUAUUGCUGGCUGUCCUCAUGUCACUGCUGCCCGUCAUCCUUCGUCUGAUGGCGAAGAUCGGCGGAGCACCGACUGCCAGCGCUGUUGAGCUCAACGUUCAGAACUCUUACUUCGCCUUCCAAGUGGUACAGGUCUUCCUGGUGGCCACUCUGGGUUCAGCCGCGUCAUCGGUCGUGCAAUCGGUAAUCCAAGACCCAACCAGCGUCACGAACGUCCUGGCCAAGCAGAUUCCUCUGGCGAGCAACUUCUACAUCUCCUACUUCAUCCUGCAGGGACUCGCGAUUGUGUCGAGUCUGCUCCUUGGUCUGGUCGGCUUGAUCCUAUUCAUGGUGCUGGGCAAGAUUCUCGACAAGACUCCGCGGAAGAUGUACAAGCGCUGGAUCUCACUGUCGAGCCUGGGCUGGGGUACAUUAUUCCCAGUCUAUACGAACUUGUUCGUGAUCGCGAUGUGCUACGCCGCCAUCGCCCCUCUGGUCAUGGGCUUCGCAGCUAUCGGUCUAUUCCUCUUUUACUUUGCAUACAGAUACAAUUUGUUGUUCGUCUCGAACGCAGUCAUCGAUACGAAAGGGCUGGUGUAUCCUCGCGCGCUCAAGCACUUGUUUGUUGGCAUCUACGUGGCCACAGUGUGCUUGAUCGGUCUUUUCGCCAUCGCGGUUGGGACGAGUGUCGGAGCUCUCGGCCCAAUGAUCCUGAUGAUCAUCUUCUUGAUCUUCACCGCACUCUACCACCUCAGCCUCAACGCCGCAAUGGAUCCCCUCUUGACCUACCUACCAAAGUCUCUCGACGCGGAGGAACGACACCUUCUUGAAAUCGAGCACGGCAACGGAGUGGCUGAGGGCGACAGAUUGGCUGAUGGCGAUGCGGCGAAGGAAGCCCGCAUCUCUAACGGCAACCACGAGCUGGGCCCUGCUCCUCACAAGAAGCCCAACUUCCUCGUCAAGUGGCUCCGGCCAGACAUCUACACCGACUACUUAACGAUGCGCCGCCUGGUACCAAAGGAGAUCGCCGUCCACUACACCAACGAGGUCGAGAAGACAGCAUUCUUCAACCCGGCCAUCACAAGCGCCACACCUCUCCUCUGGAUCCCUCGCGAUCCUGUCGGUAUCAGCAGGCAGGAGAUUCGCGAUACUUCUAAGAUCAUCCCGAUGACUGAUGAGGGCGCGUACCUUGAUGCGAAGAACAAUGUGUGCUGGGACGCCGAGGAUGGAAGACCGCCAAUUUAUGAGGAGAAGAUCUACUACUAG
This is a messenger RNA of Fulvia fulva, 2646 nucleotides long. RefSeq lists its product as uncharacterized. The coding region runs from base 1 to 2646 and encodes 881 amino acids. The record is from RefSeq and is a predicted model, not a curated record. NCBI's taxonomy places the organism in Eukaryota, Fungi, Ascomycota, Dothideomycetes, Mycosphaerellales, Mycosphaerellaceae. The transcript has 4 exons. Gene Ontology annotation, cellular component: plasma membrane. Gene Ontology annotation, molecular function: calcium-activated cation channel activity.